Molecule: messenger RNA, 2327 nt
Organism: Ruditapes philippinarum (Manila clam)
Lineage: Eukaryota; Metazoa; Mollusca; Bivalvia; Venerida; Veneridae
Biological process (GO): dolichyl monophosphate biosynthetic process
Cellular component (GO): endoplasmic reticulum membrane
Molecular function (GO): dolichol kinase activity
Source: RefSeq, a predicted model, not a curated record
GGAUAUAAACACUUCUUUGAAACUGGUAUUAUAUUAAUGGCAAGUGUUUUUUCAUAUUGGAUGCAAGAUAAUUUCACAUCCAGUAAACCAAGUUUUUUCAGAUCACAAGAUGCAGGGCUAUGGGCUUGCCUGUUGUUACCCAGUGUUGCUAAUGGCAUGGAAACAGAAGAUAGAAGUUUAUUAUGGUGUCUAGUUAUGGUAACAUUGGUGAAUUACGUGUACAGUGAAGGUAAGGCAAUAUCAAGGACAUGGCAGGUGUGUGUAGUGCUGAUGUCAGCUUGUCUAACACUAGAUACCAUUUAUCAUAAACCACUAGAUGCAGUUGCUAUGGUAAUUUGCUGUUUUAUAUACAUGUAUAUGUUGUUGAACGUGUCAUCAUGGUUCAGGAAAAGUUUUACCUUCGGGGAAGCAUCUAUAGUCUUACAGUUACAUAUCUGUCAAAUAUACAGAGGUCUCAGAAAUAUCCAGACUUCAGAUCCUCUGGAAAAAAUGGCAGUUGUUGUGUAUAUGGGAUUACAUAUAGCAAUAUUGUGUUUGUACCUGUUGUCAAGGAAACCAUGUGGGACUGUGUUAUUAUGGGUUGUCAUGGCAAUGAUAGGGUUAGCUUAUCUCAUUGUAGCAGGUGUCUUUUAUCUGAAGGUGGCUGAUUUAUACAGGUUACUUGACAAUGUCAUAGCAACUAAUGUAUCUGCUGUUCUUCUUUGUUGGUGGUUUCUGUGGCUAAUAACCAGUGUGAUGCUUGUUUGUUACCAUGGCAACAAGGGGUCAAAUUUUAUAUGCAGAAAACUGUCCAAUCAAUCUACAGCAGCAACAGAAGAGAAAUCAGUUUAUGAAAAUGUUGAAGCUGAAGAUAUAUCAGGUCAUACAUGUUCUCACACAGACCCUGACGAGAAAUAUAAACAAGUUAACCCCGGGGUCACAGGCAUUAACACAACAAAUAAAUCAUACACUAAAACUAAGAGUAAGAAGGUGAAAGUUGAGGAGUCUGGAAGUGGAGACACCACAUCAGUGAGGAAGUUGUUUCAUGUCGCUAUGAUAUGUGUAUAUAUACCAGGACUGUUGUUGAGUCCAAGUCUCCUAUAUCUAGCUUCCAUCGUCAUUGCUGCAGUACUUAUUAUCACAGAGGUUAUCCGAGUGUUGAAAUUACCUCCCUUUGGCCCUAUACUUGACCAGUAUCUAUGGGUGUUUCUGGAUGAUCAAGACACUGGUGACCUUAUUUUGACCCCGAUAUAUCUUCUUAUAGGUUGCUCAUUACCUUUAUGGUGGAACUAUAAACUACAAAGACCACCAUGUUCUCUAUCCAUGUAUGCUGGACUUAUAUCUGUGGGUGUAGGUGAUGGCGUAGCUUCUGUCAUCGGCAGAAAAUAUGGCAAACAUAAAUGGCCAGGUAGAAAGAAAUCAAUAGAGGGGACAUGUGCUGCCAUUAUAUCACAAAUUAUAGCUGUUUAUCUUCUUUCAUUUGCCAACAUUCCAGGAGGGCUGGUAACCAUGGAGAUUGUUGUAUGUGUUGUUCUGACAUCACUACUGGAGGCAUUAACACAUCAGAUAGAUAAUCUAGUAGUUCCUAUAUUUGCCUGGGUUCUGUUUGCCACUGUAGAACCUACUUAUUAACCAUAUAGUCAACAAAUUCUGUGAUUCUUUAAAACAUUGGCGAUCAUCCAUUUCAACCUCAUAUACUCUGAAUCUUUUGAAAUUUAUAUACUUGUGUAUAUAAUUGUAGACAUUUAUUUUUAUGUCAAGAAAUACCAGGAAAGUGGCUUUAAGUCUCUUAACACAAGUUCAUGGUCUACAGCCCAAGACAGGUCUUUGAGGCCCAAGUCAGAUAAUUCCUUCACUAUUUUAAAAUAUACCUAUAAUAGAAACUCACAGCUAUGAUGUUUUAUAAGUAUGCAUUUCAAGUCAACAUAGUUGAACCUUAGACAGUACGUUAUAUGUAUUAUACAAGAAUAUUUCAUUUAUUUGAACAGAGAAAUGUAUAACGGAAUAUACAUGUAGCUCUGUGAUUCGGAGUGGUAUUUGCUUAUAAGUUAAGCAUUUGUUUAUGUUCAGGCAUAUUUCAAGAUAUCCAACAUAGUGCAAUAAAGAGAUAUCUGUUUGUUCAGAUAUAUUUAUAUAAUUGUGAAGCAUGUACUAAAUUAGGCACGAUUAUUUGGCAAUGUAAAUAAUGUCAAGAAGUUAAUUAUUUUUUUACACCGGCAAAGAAAUGUGGGGAUAAAUAUUAUUUUGUGCAUCUUUUAUACAAAUGUGUUCAUUUUUAUGUUGAAAAUAUUAAAAUAUACUUUGCAGUUUGUUGUAUUUUGCUUCAUCUCAUAUGAUUACAAAAUUUA